CUAAACCCUAAAUCCCUUCUCCGUUAAACCCUCCCCCGUCGAUUUCUUCUCUGAGAAAAUCCUAGUCUCCUCAAAAUGGCGUUGAACACCACGUUCCGGAGAGCAUCUUCGACCGCGGUCGCUCUUGCCUUCCGUGCAGUUAGAUCUCCGUCGAGCAUCGGCUCUGCCGUCCCCGCCGAGAGGAUGAUCCUCGGAAGCCAGCUCGUCCGAGGAACGGCUUCUUCGUUUUCGAGAUUCUCGACUUCCGCAUCGGCUACGAAGGCCAGCUCAGAUGAAAAUCUGAUUCGCGUGCUCGAAUCUGAGAUUGAAUCCGCGGAAACCGAGGAAGAUCCUCACCGUGACGUCUUGGAGAACAAACCAGAAGGGUUUCCCUUUGAAAUAGUAGACAAGCCAGGGGAAAGAACAGUAUUGCUGAAAGGGAAAUUUGAAGAUGAAACAAUUGAGGUGGAAGUGGACAACCUCACUCCUCUUGAGGAUGAAGGUGGUAAUGAUGACGAUGAGGAAGCAGAGAAUAGAAUCAGGGUUCCGAUGGUUGUGAAUGUGACCAAAGGAGGAGAUGGUCUCUGUCUGGAGUUUGGUGUCAGUGCAUUCCCUGACGAGGUUGUGAUCGAUACCUUGUCCGUUAAGCGGCCCGGCUCUGAGGAUGAUCAACUUGCAUACGAAGGACCCGACUUUGAGGACUUGGACGAGAACUUGCAGAAGGCAUUCCACAAGUUCCUCGAGAUAAGAGGGAUACAAGCGAGUGUGACAAACUUUCUGAUAGAGUAUAUGGCCGUAAAAGACAGCCGAGAGUACCUUCAAUGGCUUAAGGACCUCAAAUCUUUUGUCGACAAGUGAAGAAGAUUGAUGAGGGUUUUGUCUGUUUGUAUUUUUACACUAUUUGUUUGCUUUGAUAGAGAGCAUGUGGAUGAUGAACUCAAUACCAUCGUCAUGACAUGAGAGGAAUUUGUCAGUAAAGACCCUGCAAUUGCCUCUGUUGUGUUAAUAAAAUCCAUAUUAACAAAACAAAGAUUGCCUUUACAGUCUGAAAACGGAAAAAGGAGGCCAAAGUUACAUACAAACUCACCAACUCAAAGGAAAAAAGGGUUUCUUUUGCACACUGUCACUUCUACUACAUCAAAAGGCUCUCUCUCUCUCUCUCUCUCUCUCUCUCUCUCUCUCUCUCUCUCUCUCUCUCUGUUU
This is a messenger RNA of Tarenaya hassleriana, 1182 nucleotides long. RefSeq lists its product as uncharacterized. Gene Ontology annotation, cellular component: mitochondrial matrix. NCBI's taxonomy places the organism in Eukaryota, Viridiplantae, Streptophyta, Magnoliopsida, Brassicales, Cleomaceae. The transcript has 3 exons. Bases 76 to 837 code for a protein of 253 amino acids. The record is from RefSeq and is a predicted model, not a curated record.